CGUUCCGCCGCGCGGCCUAGCAUUUAUCUGUCAAAAGUGUUGACGGCUGGUCGUUCGACGAUGAGCCGGCAAACGCGUGCCUAUUGACUGUACCGUGCCACGAUUGUAGGUUAUCUAAACGAAUACAUUGAUGAAUAGUCGUGCGUGUACGUUUGUGCGUUGUACGUUGCGUUUACUGAGCGGCACAAACGCAUCGACCGUAAGUGUCCUUUGAAUAAUCGCGUUCAUUAUUAUGUGAUCGUGAAUAGUGACUGAACGACAGAUAGAGUAGACACGAAGAGCCUGACCGAGCGCCGACGGUACGAGUGAACGAAACAAGGGAAAAUGCGAAAUCUUCGAGCCGAUGUUUCCUGCUAUCUCAUCGUGGCAUUGCUUUUUCUAGCGCCAUUCGUUAACGCAUCAGGCAACGUGACGAGCUCAAUUAAAUCGUGCAACAUCUACAACGUGACACUGCAAUGUGGCGAGAACGAGAGAUGCUUUCAGAAUUCGAAGAACGACACGGGAGAAUGCGUAUGCAAUUUGGGCUACAAACGGGAAAAUGAGAAGUGUGUGCAGUUUGCAACAACCGUUGCCGUCGUCACUUCCGAUCCACCAGACGCCCAGGAGAGUUCAGGUGGUGGUUCCGUAGCCGCCGGUUUGUUAAUACCGACCUUCCUCGUAGUAGUCAGUGUCCUGUUAUACUUUGUCGCGAGACGGUACAAAUUGCUACAACGGGUGAGACAGCUUCGUCCAAAUCGUUACGGUAAUGUCCUAGUCACGCGAGACGACGACGACGACGACGAUCCGCCGAUAGCGUAAACAGGUAUUCAUUUAUCUCUGCGUGUGCCGUGUAUAAAGUUUUUAUCGAAAACGCUCAGUUACACAAUUCGUAAUUAGAAUCGACAAGCUUUGAGUUACCACAAUGAAAAUGUAUGGUAUCGUUUCAUCUUCCGCUUAUACAAAUCCCUGGUGGAAAGCCCUCGAUCGAACGUAAUAAAUAGUAACAGAUAUGUAGAUGAAGCGUUGAAAGUUUCUCUGUUCAAACUGCACGUGCAAUAAUAGUUCUCGUAUUUUUAUUUUUCACGGGCUCUUACCCACUGUCUAUUGCUGAAAGACAUUUCGCCAGGGAUCUCGUUGAACAAUUCUUGAGGCUCGUCUCGCUUGGGGAACAAUAUUGUGUAACUCUGUGUACAUAAAGUUUAGGUACAAGGUACAUGAGAACGUCGUCGCGAACUGAAUUAAGAGGCUAAAUGCAAAAUAAAGUGAUAGCAUAAGUGGACGUGUCUCAUGCUUUCAUCGAUUUUAAUCUCCUCGUUUAGCGAUCCCACUGACGAUUAAUAAUUGCGUGAUAUAUCUUACGUUGUUCACAAAUUACUCUAUUUUUUAUAAAGAAAGAAAAGCAUGAGCGUGCUACCACUUGUACGAUCACUGAUUCUAUGUUUAUACACAAUGGUUGUAAGGGAUGCGGGAUAAACGACUGCAUUUUCAAUAGUUUUUAAGAACACAUUGAAAGCAUAAUUUUUUACGAUGAUAUUAAUAAGCUGGUCAGUAAACUUCACGUGUUAAUAAUAUCUUGCAUAAAGGACGGUGACUAACCGCCUUGCUAUGUGCAAAAUUAGUAUCUAUUUAUGUUCUUAACAAGGUUGUAAUUUCGAUCGAAUUUUGUGCACGCGACGCGAUCGAUUAUUAUAUUUUUUUUAAAUAUAUGACAAUUAGUAUACGAACAUUUUUUAUUGAUUCGAGUAUCGAGUCGUGUCGCGUGGAUAUCUCGUCCUCUCCGAAUGUCUUGUUCUUUCUCUCAAAACGUGCAUUACUUUACCAAAGAAUAAAGGUUCCAGGAUUGAAACGGUAAAAAGUUCGAAACGAAAUUUAAUGAGUCGAAAGUAAGCUUUCUUCGCGAUUGGACUAGAAACCUCAAGGCUUUAGGAGUGAUUGCAUUUAUACCAAAACAAUGUUACACUGUCUUAUCUCUUGUUCGAUACUGUUUUAUUUUUUUGUAAUAUAUAACAAAAUUUGUAAAUAUAACUUUCCGCCAUUCCGCGGGUUGCGUAUUCUUGCCAGUCAAUCAUUAUUUUUUCUAUAGCAUAAUCUAAUCGUGAUUCUGGAGAAAAUUGCAUCGUCUAUAAAUAUUCCUAAAAGAAAAAUGAGGGCUCGCGACAAAUGAUUGAAAUACGUAUGCGAGAUUUAUAUAUUAUAUAUAUAUCGUAUAUAUAUACACAUAUAUAUAUACAUAUAUAAAUAUUUAACCUAUUCUUGUACUCUAUCAUUUUUGUACAGAACUACGCACUAGAAAGCUAAAAAUCACAUAGCAAUUAGCCGGUGCUCGAUCCGAUUCGGCAUCGCGAGAGACAAGAUUCCAUAUUUUUAUAGUUCGCGGGUACAAAUCGGGAAAACGGUGCAACUGGUACUAGCGAAUUUAUUGUUUCUUAGUUACGUAUCGCUGCGAUACAUCGCAAAUAGCAUCGCUCUCUUUUCACUCGUUACAACUUUUAGGCAAACACUCUUACGAUUUGACCACCGAGACCUAAUUGUAAUUGUUACCAUUUUUUCAAACACAGUCACGUCCACGCAUCUCCAAAUUGAAAUUCAUAGAGAAUAUUUUAUUACACAGAUUCGACGAUUCUUCAAUUAUCACUUGUUCCCGCGUGCGCGUGGCUCUGUUGAGUUGCAAAUUCUACUCUGUGAUGUAUUUUACGUUAGAUCCUUGACGGAACCCACUCAUUAUAAUUCACAUUCUAUAGAAGCACAAUCUGUCUUCGAUCGUAAACAGAGAAGGUAUUGUUCUUCGACGGUGCGACAUUAUUUACGCAGCGAAACUUGGACAAACGUUGCUUUCUGCAUUGUAACUUCGGUAGCCGAUUCGUGGACAAAUUGAAUUUGUCCGCUUUUAACAAAUGCAUACAAAAUGUAUCACCGAAAUUAGAUCGGCAGCGACCGCGACGAACAAUUUGUAAAUAUUCAACUUCGAUAAAUAUGAAAUAGGAAAUAAAGAAAAUAACAGUGCAAAA
Ceratina calcarata is the source of this 2987-nucleotide messenger RNA. RefSeq lists its product as uncharacterized. The record is from RefSeq and is a predicted model, not a curated record. The coding region runs from base 325 to 798 and encodes 157 amino acids. NCBI's taxonomy places the organism in Eukaryota, Metazoa, Arthropoda, Insecta, Hymenoptera, Apidae. The transcript has 3 exons.